Tigriopus californicus is the source of this 788-nucleotide messenger RNA. RefSeq lists its product as uncharacterized. Lineage: Eukaryota; Metazoa; Arthropoda; Copepoda; Harpacticoida; Harpacticidae. The record is from RefSeq and is a predicted model, not a curated record. The transcript has 3 exons. The coding region runs from base 2 to 703 and encodes 233 amino acids.
CAUGCCUAGAAGUCCGUGGAUCAUUGCUUCAAAUUCCGAAUCACACACACACACCGAAAGCAUGGCCUCUUUCCGACAACUGAUCUCGGUGCUCCGCCCCUUAACGGCCGUGACAGCCGCUUCACCCGCCCCAUGUCGUGCACCCGUGAUGCGACUAGCCCGUGGUCUAUGGACCGUACCGUCCAUAGGCGCGUCCGCAACGGGUUUGAUGCCCCGAUCUGGGAGCUGUCUGGCGGGUUCACCGCUCCGCCGCCAUUUUCACGACAAAAUCACGUUGAAAAGCAAAAGUUUCUCAGAGAGUGGCACCUCCGGACGGCUCUAUUACCUGGAUUUGAUUGAGUCCCACGAAGGCGUGUCCAAUUGCUUCCAAUUGGCCGAGCUCUCCCGAGGUCGUCGAACGCACAUCAUGAUGAGCCCCGGGGAUGCCCAAAUCCUGGCUGACAAUCUCAAACUCAUCCAAAAAAUGAUGGUCAUGGACACGAUUAGGGCUGGUGAUGAGGAAGUCCAAGAUUGGACUUCCAGCGAUUUUCCCAAGUACAAAUACGAGGUCAAAACCAAAUUAAGCGCAAACGGACCUUGGCUCAAGAUCGUCUGGUAUGAUUCAGAGCGAACCAGGAUGAUCUUCAUGGAUGGGAGCUUGGUCGAAAAAUUGCGUGACCACAUCCUCACUGAUUUAGACUCGCUCAAAUCGAGUUCAGUUUGAUAUUCUUCCCAUACCCUCUUCUCAUGAUUAUUAUUUUUUUUUGUAUUAAACUCACCAAUAAACAAAUUUACUACCUGGUUUAAAA